Messenger RNA from Pseudogymnoascus verrucosus, 958 nucleotides. RefSeq lists its product as uncharacterized. The transcript is spliced from 2 exons. The record is from RefSeq and is a predicted model, not a curated record. Gene Ontology annotation, cellular component: nucleus; SAGA complex; transcription factor TFIID complex. Lineage: Eukaryota; Fungi; Ascomycota; Leotiomycetes; Thelebolales; Thelebolaceae. Gene Ontology annotation, biological process: transcription initiation at RNA polymerase II promoter. Gene Ontology annotation, molecular function: RNA polymerase II general transcription initiation factor activity; promoter-specific chromatin binding. The coding region runs from base 136 to 705 and encodes 189 amino acids.
CAACUACCGACCGCGCGGGUCUCAUAAUCAACUCUCGUCACGAUCAAUCACUCCAUCAAUGAUCAAUGACAUUCUGAGGUGAAUUCUAUCUGAAGCAAAAGAAAUCAGACCUCUAUCUCAUACAUCACUUCAAUUAUGCCGGAUUCACCUCAAGCCACUGGCGCGGCACGCCCUGCCGAGCCAGUAUCAGAAGCCCCAGAGGCAAUUGCGCCGGCUCCUGAGCCAAAGUUACCGAGCCGCAAGGAUGCCAGCUUGAAGGAGUUCCUGGGGAAGAUGGAUGAUUAUGCUCCCAUUAUCCCAGACGCAGUCACAAACUACUACCUCACACGCGCCGGGCUCCCCCCACCACCCACAACCGAUCCCCGCCUCUCUCGCCUCCUCGCUCUCGCGACCCAAAAGUUCGUCGCUGACAUCGCCGCCGACGCAUACCAAUACUCGCGGAUCCGCUCGUCGAACAGCUCCUCAGCCAAUAACCCGAUGGGCAACCUCGUCGGUGCUGCUGGAGGCGCCAGCGCAGCACCUGUGGGCGCGGCGGAGGGGAAGACACAGAGAGCCGGUGGAGGCGCGUUGGGUGUUCAGCGGCCGGGAUACGGAGGUGGCGGACAGGGUGGUGGGCAGGGGAGGACUGUGCUGACGAUGGAGGAUUUGGGGAUGGCGGUUGGAGAGUACGGGGUUAAUGUUAAGAGGGGAGAGUUCUACCGGUAAGAUGGUUGCCGAGGUGCAUAAUACCACGAUGGGGAGUUUGGACACGGACUGGGUUGGGACUGGGGCGCACUGCUGAUUAUGGCGGGAUGGGUUGUGUCUGGUUUGAGCCUACACUAGAGGACAAUCAGAGGGGCAUUUGGCGUUUGGGAGGCUUGUCUGCCUGCAUAUGCUGCUAGCUUGACUGAGUGGCCGAGAUGGGACACUUUCUUUAGACUAGAGCUUGUCAUUCUCAAUGAAAUUCAUUUUUACGGCU